ACCCUCUCCACAGCAAGAGAGAAGACAAACAGAAGAGAGAGAGAGGAUGGGAACCCGUUCCUCCGACGAUUUCUCAGUUCUUGUAUUGGCUUCUGACCUCAACGUCGAUGCCCGCUCUCUCCUAUCAGCACCAGAUGGAAGAGAAGCAUCUCCUCAACAACAGCAAGAAGAGGUCUGGCACGACUGCCCUCCUGCUCUCUUCGGCGGUGAUGCCGACGAUUUCUCCGACCUCGAUUCCUUGCAGGCUUUCCGCAUCGAGGGCUCUGAUAAAUCCGGCAACCGCAUCUUCCGCAUCGUUGGCAAGUUCUUCCCAGCACCGGUGAUUAGUGGGGAACGACUGAAGAAGUAUAUUUUUCACAAGAUUGCCAGCGAAUUACCGGAAGGGCCUUAUUGCAUCGUCUACAUGCAUACUGCUGUUCAAAGGGACGACAACUCUCCUGGACUGACCAUCUUGAGGUGGAUUUAUGAAGAACUCCCCCAUGAACACAAGGACAGGCUACGUGUUGUGUACUUCCUUCACCCCGGAAUCUGGUCUAGGCUGGUUUUUGCCACUCUUGGUCGCUUCUUCUUAAGUGGAGGCUUAUACUGGAAAAUCAAAUACGUUAGCCGGUUGCAGUAUCUUUGGGAAGAUAUAAAGAAAGGUCAGGUCGAAAUUCCCGAGUUUGUACAAAGUCAUGAUGAUGUUCUUGAGCAUAGACCGCUUACAGAUUAUGGCAUAGAGCCAGAUCCUCUUCAUCUUACAGAGGUUCCAGCCAUGGGGUACUCGAUGGGUAGGUAUGAAGAGAGAUGGACGACUCAGUCAUUCACAUGAUGGUUGCUAUUGCUUAUAGAUUCUUUUAGUCAGUAUUUGUAGAGAUAAACCUGACUUAUUUAUACUUAGCAGUCUUGUUAUUGUGAAGUAGUGCUUGUGACCUAUAUUCCACCAUGUAUUAGAAGAUAUGGUAAUCAUAUGAACCGCAUCUAAUGAAGGGUGAUAUGCUCUCUAACUUACCUGUA
Molecule: messenger RNA, 996 nt
Organism: Magnolia sinica
Lineage: Eukaryota; Viridiplantae; Streptophyta; Magnoliopsida; Magnoliales; Magnoliaceae
Exons: 3
Coding region: 47-811 (254 amino acids)
Source: RefSeq, a predicted model, not a curated record